This is a messenger RNA of Pongo pygmaeus (Bornean orangutan), 1924 nucleotides long. It is a transcript of the gene CCDC172, whose product is annotated as coiled-coil domain containing 172. The transcript has 7 exons. Gene Ontology annotation, cellular component: cytoplasm. Lineage: Eukaryota; Metazoa; Chordata; Mammalia; Primates; Hominidae. The coding region runs from base 601 to 1260 and encodes 219 amino acids. The record is from RefSeq and is a predicted model, not a curated record.
GUAAUUUAAGUUCUCACAGGCAAGGCGUGACGUGAAGCACUGGCUGUAGCCGUAGGGAAGGUUUUGGCCGUGGGUUUUGUUGGCAUGUACCAUUUUGCUGAAAGACAGAGCACCUUGAGGACGUUACCCCUAAAAUGAGAGAGGACUGGGAUUGAAAGUGUGACUACAGAAAUGACUGCUGCCCAGACGCCCUCAAAAGCCAAGGCCUUGGCAGCCAUUUUUAUUUGCCGCCAAAGCGAAAAACAAACCCAGGGAGGGACGGAGGCCUGAGUCAGGGGUUCCGCCAGGGAAAAAGGCAGACCUUGAAACUGCCUUCUUAGGGCGUGAGGGAGAAAAGCCCGGUUUGUAAACUGUAACGGGAAACAAAGGCUGAGGGCAGGAAGGGGCAGCAGCGGCCAGCGUCUCUAGACCCUCAGACCCCUCAGACUCCGUCUGGCUUCGGGCCCCAUCUUGCUGGGCUGGCGACAGAGAGUUGGAGACAGGUCUAUCUGGGAAUAGUUCUAGAAGAAUCCAUCUUCUUUAUUCUGCUUUCCAGGAUCCUCAGGGUUGGUUAUAAAAUAUUUAAGGGCGAGAAAAGGAUCGCAGGAGCCAGGCCCUGAGAUGAGCUUGGAGUCCCUGUUUCAGCACAUCAUCUUCACCGAGCAUCAGGCGGAGGAGAGUCGCCGUUUGAUGCGAGAAGUAAGGUCGGAAAUAACCAGAUGUCGUGAAAAAAUUAAGAAAGCAACGGAGGAGCUGAAUGAAGAGAAAAUCAAGCUGGAAUCUAAGGAGGCUAUAAAGAAACAAAUGAUAGAGGAGGAAGACAAAUUUAUUAAGGAAAUUACAGACUUUAAUAAUGAGUAUGAAAUAACAAAGAAAAGAGAGCUUUUGAUGAAAGAAAAUGUCAAGAUUGAAAUAUCUGACUUAGAAAACCAAGCAAACAUUUUGAAAAGUGAAAUGAAGUCAAUGGAACAUGAUAGCAGCCAGUUAAAUGAACUUCAAAAACAAAAGAGUGAAUUGAUACAAGAAUUAUUUACUCUCCAAAGAAAACUUAAAGUUUUUGAAGAUGAAGAGAAUAAAUCCAUUUGUACUACCAAAUAUCUAGAGGCAGAAAAAAUAAAAAUCAAUGAAAAGCCUCAAAAUGAUGCAGAAUGCUUAAGACUUAAAAAAGAAUUAGAACUUUAUAAGGAAGAUGACAUGGAAAGUGUUUAUGAAGCGCUACAAACAGAAAUAGAAUUUUUGGAGUUGACAUUGGCACAGAAAGAUCUUCAGGAAAGCAAAUAACUUACAGAGAAUUGAUCAGGCAUCUGAGAUUUGAUCAGAACAUCUGAGAAUCAAAUCUUUGUGAUGGAUAUAUGAAUGGUACCCAUUACAACAGAUCCUUGUGGGAAAUAUGGGGUUUAAAAUAUUCAAAUUUUUAAUAUCUAGAAAUGGUGUGUUAGCCCUUUAAGAUAAUUUUUGUCUUGUUACUCAAACUUUAAGAGUUCUUCUGUGGUUUGAUUUUGUUUCUAAAGGAAGGAAAAGCAGAAGUAGAUACCGUGCUCCCAGGCUUCUUAUAUGCCCCUGAACCUCAAGCUGUCCUAUUCUUUCUAAUCUAUAUGAUAUGGUUUGGAUUGGUGUCCACGCCCAAAUGUCAUGUUGAAUUGUGAUCCCCACUGUUGGAGGUGGGUCCUGAUAGGUGAUUGGAUCAUGGGGGUGGGUUUCUCAUGAAUGGCUUAGCACCAUUCUUCUUGGUACUGUCCUUGAGUUCUCCUGAGAGCUAGUUGUUUACUAGUGUAUAGCACUUCUCCACUUUGCUCCUACUGCCACUGUAUGAGAUGUCUCACUCCCCCUUUGCCUUCAGUCAUGAUUGGAAACUUCCUGAUGCCUCCCUAGAAGCAGAAGUCACUAUGCUUCCUGUACAGCCUGCAGAACCAUGGAACAAUUAAACUUGUGUUCUUUAUAAAUU